CUUCUGUCAGAAUAGUUUAACCAAUCAUUUUUUUCUGUUCAAUUUUUUUAGUAUGAUAUUAUUUUUGAAUCAAGGCAUGAUUAAUAACAUCAAUCAUAUUGAACAUUGCAGAAGGUAAAAUGCCGUUAAGGGGAAAUAAUCCUGUUUGCCUUAAGUGUGAAACGGAGGAGUCCCCGUUGUGGACGAACGCGGAAAACCUAGGAGCAAUUUGCCUGCAAUGUAUUAACGAGGCCAAGGAAGAGACCAAGUCUGAUGAUGAGGGUGAGAGCAGGCCUGCGAAGAGGAAGACCAGAGCAACGAGAUCGUACAAAACAAGACUGAACCCAUUGGCGUUACCCAAGACUGUGCUGCCGAAGGGUAAAGGCCGGAGAGUAAUCUUCAAGAAGACACCCACAAAAGCACCUACAGCUGUCGCUACACCAGUUACUAGUGACAGCAUUUAUUAUAAAGGAAUGUACUAUCAGAAGGGUGAUGUUGUGAGCAUGAUUGAUGAGGAUGGGGAUCAUUAUUAUGCUCAAAUUAGAGGAUUCUUGACUGAUCAGUAUUGCGAGAAGAGUGCUGUAGUUACUUGGCUGUUGCCUACACAGGAGAGUCCACCACCAGCUGAAUGCUUUGAUCCUGCUACUUAUAUUAUUGGACCUGAGGAAGAAGUGCCUAGAAAACUGGAGUGCAUGGAGUUUAUAAUGCACGCUCCUUCCGAUUACUACAAAACGAAGAACUCGCCUUACCCAAUGGUAUAUCCAACGCCAGAACCCGGUUUCAUAUGGACACGUUUGGAACCCAUACAGAGACUCAUUACCGAUACUACGGACACAUCUGAAAAAGAAUAAACAAAGGCUGCUUAACUUGUAUCCAUCUUUACUUGCUGUUACAUAAAGUCCACAUUUUUAUCAAUAA
Nicrophorus vespilloides is the source of this 897-nucleotide messenger RNA. RefSeq names its product GATA zinc finger domain-containing protein 1. Bases 120 to 830 code for a protein of 236 amino acids. The record is from RefSeq and is a predicted model, not a curated record. The transcript is spliced from 3 exons. Gene Ontology annotation, cellular component: nucleus. Gene Ontology annotation, biological process: chromatin organization. Lineage: Eukaryota; Metazoa; Arthropoda; Insecta; Coleoptera; Silphidae.